Quercus robur (English oak) is the source of this 722-nucleotide messenger RNA. RefSeq lists its product as uncharacterized. The record is from RefSeq and is a predicted model, not a curated record. Lineage: Eukaryota; Viridiplantae; Streptophyta; Magnoliopsida; Fagales; Fagaceae. The coding region runs from base 197 to 628 and encodes 143 amino acids. The transcript has 2 exons.
AAUUACUUGUGAAAAUAAAUUCUAAUUCUAAUUACUUGCCAUGUGACACUAAUUACUUUCCAUGUGACAAAAUGACAGACAAAAGUUUAUCCCUGUGGAGAACCAGGAUCAUUGCUGAGAUGAUGGAUACUAGAAAGCUUUCUGAGUGUGAAUUGGAUGAUGUCUACAAGUUCCACAGAAAAGAUGUGCGCAGAAAAUGAUAAGGACAGUAUCCCAGUACUCAAGAGCAGCCAAUGAUGCAUAUCGAAGAGGUGAUUGUGUUUCCGGUCAUCAUUACUCAUUGAUGGCUCAAGAAGCACAAUUCGCUGCUAAUUGUCUCAACGCUAGGGCAGCCACAGAAAUAUUCAAAUCCGUGAAUAGAAUGGAUGAUUUAUGGAGAUUGGAUUUGCAUGGUCUUCAUGCAAAUGAAGCCAUUCGAGCUUUGCAAUGCCGUCUGCAACAAAUUGAACUAUCAGGGCAGAGGCCAAAACCAUUAGAGGUCAUCACAGGUAGAGGUAAACACAGCCGAGGAGCUCCUGUCAUUCCAGCAGCUGUGACGAACUACCUUAAGGAAUGCAGAUACCGUUUCUAUGAAUUGCGGGCAGGAGCAAUAGCAGUUCGGCCCAAGUUUGUAGAGAUAAAGUUAUGAGAUUCUUAGCAAGCCAAACGAUUAUCUGAGCUGCUGCUAGUUGUGGAGGUCCUUGCUUGAAUCAUUUAUUCUUUGCAAAUGAUUGUUGCAUCUU